UGGAGAAGCUGUUGGGAGGCCGCAUAAAGGGUCGUGCUUUCCGUGGCUUGAGUGCGCAUCUGGGUUUGCUCUUUCUCUCGUUUUCUCUUCACUGGCAUCUACGUCCACAUCUCUAUAUGUGAUUGUUCUUCGUACACGAUAUAUUUUUGAGUAUCUAUUUUUAAUACUUGCAUUCGGGAUAAUUGAAGAGAGCGAUUCAAGAGAGAAGAAAAAGAAGGAAAGACACCGAAAAUGCACUUCUCAACAUAUGCCUCAGUCGUCAUCGCGGCGCUCGCCGCCCUCACCUCAGCACAAAACCCAUUCACGUUCACGACCCUCACCUCAGUCACAGCCGGGACGCCGAUAAACAUCACCUGGGCGCCGUCAACCGGCACCGUAGAUACGAUCACUUUAGUCUUACGGCAAGGCGAUCCUACGCACCUAAGUACCAUUGCGACGAUUGCUCCAUCAAUCCAAAACUCGGGUUCGUUUUUGUGGACACCGCCGACGACAUUGGUAGCAGGCACAGGCUACGCCUUCGAGAUCGUCGAUGAUGGGAAUACAGCCAUAACCAACUACUCGAAUCAAUUCUCCAUCAUCUCGACCAACACCGUUUCAUCCGCAGCCGCAUCCACCACGUCCUCUGUUUCUGGAUUGACGACACUGACGGGAAGUUCGACUGUGAAGACGAGUGCGAGUACGAGUACGAGUGGGAGCUCAACGGCUACGGGGAGCUCGACGCCGAGUGGGACGAGUACGGGCAGUGCGAGUGCUACGUCGGCGACGGGGAAGAGUGCGGCGGGGAGUGUGAAGGUUGGGGUUGGAAUGUUGGGUGUUGUGGGCGCUGUUAUGGCGCUUUUGUAGAGGGGUGGUGGGGAGGGGGAGGGGUGUAUAUAUUGAGAGGAGGAGGUGAUUGGGAGGGAUAUUGCUUGGCAGGGGGAGGGCGUAUUGCAUAGGGAACUUAUAUAAAAAUAAUUUGAUAGUAAUGGAUAAUUUGUCGAAAGCCGCUUUCCGCGAGGUGUGGGAACAAGUUCGUGACUGGGUUCGUUUGGAUAUUGAGAGUUAUGUUGAAUAUUUGGAGGGCAGUGAGGAACUAUUUCUUCGAGUUGAGGAAACGAGGGGUAAGGGGAGGUUUUAGUUAAUCCAUAGUAUCGCUUAAAUUGAUCAAUAUUAUCAAACUCUG
This is a messenger RNA of Hyaloscypha bicolor E, 1162 nucleotides long. RefSeq lists its product as uncharacterized. Bases 232 to 843 code for a protein of 203 amino acids. The transcript has 2 exons. The record is from RefSeq and is a predicted model, not a curated record. Lineage: Eukaryota; Fungi; Ascomycota; Leotiomycetes; Helotiales; Hyaloscyphaceae.